Microdochium trichocladiopsis is the source of this 1544-nucleotide messenger RNA. Its product is annotated as Pre-mRNA splicing factor-domain-containing protein. Bases 105 to 1412 code for a protein of 435 amino acids. The record is from RefSeq and is a predicted model, not a curated record. The transcript has a single exon. Gene Ontology annotation, biological process: mRNA splicing, via spliceosome. Gene Ontology annotation, cellular component: U2-type spliceosomal complex. Lineage: Eukaryota; Fungi; Ascomycota; Sordariomycetes; Xylariales; Microdochiaceae.
UAUCCUUAUCUGCCAACCUUCAUCCUACAACUUAUCCAGAGACAUCGCAGUUUCGAAUCCUCGAGGCAGCCAACGACGACAAAUACCAUUCGACUGCCUUCACGAUGGGCAACAACCUCUUGCUCAAGAAGUCAUGGCACCCGGGCCUGAUGAAGAAUCAGGACCGGGUGUGGCAGGAGGAGAAAAAGGCCCUGGAGGAGCGCAAGAAGACGGAGGCGCGACUGCAGGAAAUCAAGGAGGAGCGCGCCAAGGAGGAUCUCCAACGGCAGCUCGAGGCCGCGGGCGCGAAGCCGAAACUCGACAAGGUGGACUGGAUGUACCAGGGCCCUUCCGACGGCCAGGGCGACAGCCAUGAGCUCGAGGCGUUCCUCCUCGGCAAGCGCAGAAUCGACAGCGUCCUCACGCGCAACGACGGCACGGAGAACCUCAAGAAGAACGCCGGCGAGCAGAGCUUCAUGGCCCUGCAGAACGCCAACACCGAGCGAGACACGCAGGCCAAGAUCCGCGAAGACCCCAUGCUGGCCAUGAAGAAGGCGGAGCAGGCGGCGUACGAGAGCAUGAUGAACGACCCCAUCCGCCGGCGACAGCUUCUCGCAACAAUGGGAAAGUCCGACCCGAAGGAAUCGUCGUCGUCCAGAAAGAAGGACGAUCGCCAUCACUCGCGCAGGCACAGACACCGGUCGCGGUCGGGAGAGCGGCAUCAUCGUCACGGGGAGCGCAGCGGUCGGCGACACCACAGGCGCUCAGACUCCACCAGCGAUCGGGAAGACUCGAGAGAAAGGCGCCCACGGCGACACCGAUCCAGGUCACCCGAAGAGAAGAACGAUCGCGAUCGUGCGGAUUCGAGGCGCAGAGAGGGUCGACCAGAAGGCUCCCACCACCGGCGGCGGCGGUCCACUUCAGGCGACCGAGCCCCACGCAGAGAUUCUGAGCGAGAUACAGACAGGCGGCGAGAUCGUUCAAGAAGUCCCCGGGGCGACAGAUCAAAAGAUGGCAGCUACAGGCGGAGGCACGACUAUUCACCGGAGCCACCACGCGACCGUAGAGAGAGAGACGACCGCGACAGCCACGACAAGGCCAAGAGAUAUGAUAGAAACGGCCGAGACUACCGCGACCAGCGACGAGGCCCGCUGACUCAGGACCGGGGAGGUUUCCGGAAUAAUGGCAGUCAUAGCGGCAAUGCCGGCGACAAGGAUAAUGAUGAGGAAGAACGCGCCCGCAAGCUCGCCGCGAUGCAGGCCGCAGCCUCAGACCUUGAUCGCGACCGCGAGUCGCGCCUCGCUGCGCUUGCGCAGAAAGAGCAGCAAGAGCGGGAGGCCGACGACAAGGCGCGCGAGCAUUCGAACAAAUUUGGUGCUGGAGAUCGUGACUUUGCAAAUGGUUUGCGGAGAAAGCAGCUCGGAUUGUCGUGAGGAUAUAGGUAAAGAUCAGUCGGCCCGGGCUGAAGCAGACAUCAUUCAUUGUGCACUAGCGUUUCCAUUUCUGUGUAGCUAUAAGGUUUCUGCAUAGGCCUGAAAAUGAUUAUCAAGGAUUUCAGUUUCCAU